UGCUAUUUGUGUGCGUAAUUCUGGCAGUUCGGCUCUGAAUCAAAAUGAUUGUGUGGAUAGCUCUCCAGCCAUGAUGCCACCUACAUCUUUUUCCUCGAAGGAGGACGAGGAAUGGUCAGAACAACAGCGCUGGAUCGUGCAAGUCCUCGACAAGAAGUUUCGAGAGCAAGAGGGCAUUAUCCAGAGAAUGCUUGACAAAGCCCUAUCCCAAGACUCAGAAGUUGAAGAGGAUGAGCAUCACCAGUCCCUCUUUGAAGCAGCCAGAGAAAGCCAUGAAGGGGAGAAUGUUGCUCGGCUUGGCUCUAUGGUCACUGAGGGUAGCCCAUCUGAGCCGAAGUUAGAAUCCAGCUGGAAAGGCCCGAUUUCCUUGGGAAAGGACAUCUUGAGUGAACGGAGUGUGCCAGAUCCGCCACUAGAGCGCUUUGUGCAAGGGCCCUUGGAUGCUUGGAUGGCGUUUGUGGUAUGCAUCAACCUUGGCUUCAUGAUUGCCUCCACGCAGCUGCAAUCAGAAGUGUCCAGUUUCUAUUUGCAGCUUACAUCCGUUGACCCUGGCAGUGGUUCACCUGAGGUGUUUCAGGUAGUCGAAAUCAUAUUCUUUUGCAUCUAUGUUUUGGAUGUGCUCGUCCGAGUUUAUGUGUUGCGCUCGCGCUGGUACUAUGAUCCUCGUGAAGGAGUCAUGUUGAUGAAUAUGUUUGAUGCAGCUCUAGUGGUCAUCAGCGCUUUUGAGCUUUUUGUGUUUCCUGCGCUUUCGACCGGCAGUGAAGAGGCACAGGCGCGCAGCCUUCGGGUCAUUAAACUCAUCCGCAUUGUGCGCACCCUUCGAGUUGUCAAAACAGUUGCGGCAUUUCGGCAGCUUCGAAUCUUGGUUGGGACGUGUUUUGCAAGUAUUGGUGCGUUGGGCUGGUCAAUGGUGCUGUUGCUGCUUCUAAAGUUGGGCUUUGCUCUAGCAAUCUCUCAAGCUUUGCAAGGGUAUAUCCAAGAUUUAGAGGCCAGCUAUGACUCCAGGAUUUUGAUCUACGACUACUAUGGCAGCUUCUUGAGAGCGCUGUAUACUAUGUUUGAAAUCACGCACAGUGGCAGUUGGCCUGCCCGCGUCAGACCUGUCAUUGAAAAAGUCAAUGCCUGGUAUGCGUUGCCCUUUCUGGGGUAUAUUACAUUGGUUGUGUUUGCUGUAAUUCGAAUAGUGACGGCCUUGUUCUUGAAGGAGACGCUUGAAAGUUCCGCGAAUGAUGCAGACAUAGCAAUGGAGAGCCAAUCCCACGAGGCAGCAAAACUAAACCAGAAAUUAGAAGCGCUGUUCCGGGCGAUGGAUGAAGAUGAAGGAGGAGCCCUUUCACGAGAAGAGCUUGUAUCAGCAAUGAGCCUCCCGAGUGUGCAACGAUACAUGCAAAUCCUGGAAGUGCGCACGGCAGACUAUGAGGAUUUGUUUGAUAUUUUGGACGACGGAGACGGUCGCAUUACGAUUACUGAGUUUGUCCAGGGCUUGAAGAAAAUCAAGGGCAAUGCCCGAGCUAUUGAUAUGGUUAAAUUGCAGCACACAACCACGAAGCUUGCAAAAGAGUGCCAAGAAAUCUGUCGAGUUCUUGCUGCAGGGCAAUACCGUAGAGACAGAGAGCGACGUUUCUCCCUGACGACCGCCAAGGUCUAAGGCCCUUUACGGGCGCACUGACUGAAGAGCAAUAAAAUUAACAGCCACAAACCUUGAUUCUGGCAGAGCCAAGUCAAGGCACGUCGCAAUGGACAAACUAUUCGACCGCA
Durusdinium trenchii is the source of this 1758-nucleotide messenger RNA. NCBI's taxonomy places the organism in Eukaryota, Dinophyceae, Suessiales, Symbiodiniaceae. The record is from the annotation of a GenBank genome assembly.